Cotesia glomerata is the source of this 2936-nucleotide messenger RNA. It is a transcript of the gene not, whose product is annotated as ubiquitin carboxyl-terminal hydrolase 22. Bases 554 to 2062 code for a protein of 502 amino acids. Gene Ontology annotation, molecular function: zinc ion binding; cysteine-type deubiquitinase activity. NCBI's taxonomy places the organism in Eukaryota, Metazoa, Arthropoda, Insecta, Hymenoptera, Braconidae. The transcript has 7 exons. Gene Ontology annotation, biological process: protein deubiquitination. The record is from RefSeq and is a predicted model, not a curated record.
GACUGCUGCUGCUGCUCCUCCUGACUUAGCUGCAGUGACCGGCUGAUUCCGUAUGGGCUCGUAUAUCGCACGAGUAACUCAACAUCAACGUCUACAAGCUACAUAACUUGCUUAGCAAAUCUAACCUCAACGAAGCAUGGAGAAAUAAUGAUAAAAUAAUAAAACGGUGACGAGCUGUAGAGAAAAAAAGCAAAGCCAAAAGUUCUAAGGGCUCACGAGGUUUUCCAUGUCAACGACACGCGUUAUUCUUCCAAGGCCAACGUGCUACGCCCUGCGUGAAAACAAUUAUUUUUUUAAGUACACAUAUUCGUUUUAUCAACAGAAGUGUAAACAAUCUCAUCGUUUUAUUCCGGCCAGUUUUAUAAGUGCUGAUAAUUUAUCGAAACAAUUAUUUUGUCAAACUGUCAAAAGUAAGAGAGGUAGAGGUUACGGCUACAAUCAACAACUGGAUAUUUUGGAAGGUAAUAGCAAGCUGAAGAUUUGCCUCUAGGAGAAAAAGUUGUCAUUGAAUCUACAAGUGUGAGUCCCAGUCCAAGGCACACUUUGGACUGAGAUGAGCGACCAUGGCUGCAUACACUUGAAUAAUUUUAAAGCUGCUAAAGGAAUACAACCUUACAAAGUUAUACACUCGUAUUUUGUAACCAGUACCUCAGCAGAGGCGCGUAUCAGAAAGGCUGUGAGCUGUUUGUGUCACACUUGUAAAUCAUACAAGGAUCGCCUACACUCUUGUUUACAUUGUAUAUUUUUUGGUUGUUAUGCCAAAGGACACAUACAGGAACAUGCCAAAACGAAAAAACAUUUUUUAGCUGUUGAUUUGUGUUACGGAAAUAUAUUGUGCUUCCAAUGCGGCGAUUACGUAUAUGAUCGUGAACUGCUGACUGUCGCUAAAGCACAAUGGAGCGAGUCAGCAAAAUCAUUGUCUUUAGGAGAAUUUUAUCGCGCUUGGGAACCAACGCAAGUAGAGGCCGAUUUAUUAAGAAAACAUCCAAGACGCCGACGGGUUGUAGAAAAUUCAACAAUUGGCUUGAGAGGUUUGAUAAAUUUAGGAAGUACAUGUUUCAUGAACUGCAUAGUCCAAGCACUGACUCAUACUCCAUUGCUACGAGAUUAUUUUCUCGCGGACCGUCAUCACUGCCCGCAGCCCAGUCGCUGUCUAGUUUGUGAAGUAUCACACUUGUUUCAGGAAUUUUACUCCGGUAGCAAGGCGCCUUUGACGCUCCACAAGCUCUUACAUUUGAUAUGGACCCACGCGAGGCAUCUAGCGGGUUACGAACAACAAGACGCUCAUGAAUUUUUUAUAGCGACUCUAGAUGUCUUGCAUCGACACUGCGAAGCUGCUCCAAUUCUUGUAAAAGACAACCCUCAUCACUGUAACUGUAUUAUCGAUCAAAUAUUUACCGGUGGAUUGCAAAGCGACGUUGUUUGUCAGUCUUGCAAUGGAGUCUCUACGACCAUCGAUCCGUUCUGGGAUAUAUCUCUAGACUUAGGUCCAACAGCCGGUGCUUCUGGUGCAGACUCAAAUGGCCCACCCACAUCCCUACUCGACUGCUUGGAGCGUUUUACCCGUGCAGAACAUUUGGGCUCUAGUGCCAAAAUAAAAUGUAGCAAGUGUCAGACCUAUCAGGAGAGUACUAAGCAACUAACUAUGAAGCAGCUGCCAAUCGUAGCGAGUUUUCACCUCAAGCGUUUCGAACACUCCAGUAUUCAAGACAAAAAAAUUUCAACCUUCAUUUCAUUUCCUGAACAACUGGAUAUGACACCUUUCAUGUCUCACCGGCGUAAUGGCAACAACAACAGUGCAGCUAUCGAAAGGCUACAGAAAAAUGGCGAGGACACUGCAUUCAGUGAUAAUAGAUAUUCCUUGUUUGCUGUUAUUAAUCAUGAAGGAUCUUUAGAAACCGGUCAUUACACAGCUUUCAUUAGACAGCAACGUGAUCAGUGGUUCAAGUGUGAUGAUCAUUUAAUCACUAGAGCCAGGCUUAAAGAUGUUUUAACCAGUGAAGGGUACUUAUUGUUUUAUCACAAACAAAUUCUUGAGUACAGUCGUAGAAGUAAAGUAUGAAGAAUUGAUCACUGUAUAAUUAAUUAAUUUAUUUUGUCUAUACUACCGAUGAUAAUAAUGAUUUUUUGUUUAUUUUGUUGUAAUUUUGGAUAGUUGAGUUAAUUGAUCGCGAUGAUAGCUUAUUCGCUGUACUGAUUUACUGCCGAUUAUUAAGGUGAAUUAAUUUUUUUAACGCUUACAACUUAUGAAGAGUGUUUGUAAUAAUCAUGUAAAUUUAACAAAAAAAACCUCGAAGGAAAAAUAACGCGAAUACAAUAAUGAAUAUAAAUAUUUAAAAUAAAAGUCACGUUAUAUUUAUACAAAUAUAUAUAUAGAUAACUAUAUUUUUAAUUACCGGAUAAUUGAUGAUUUUUUUGAUGUUCAAAUGAUAAAGUAACACGUAAACUACUAUACUGUAAUCAAUGAGUUAUUUGCGCGCUAUGGUAAUUGAUUGAGAAUAAAUAGGUUUAAGAUUAGCUCAAUUUUUAAAGACGAUCCUAUCUUUUAUAAAUCACCGACUGUUGAUCUAUAAUUGUCAAGAACUAAAUAAUAAAUAAAUAAAUAUAAAUUUUCUCUCCCUUUGCCAUUAUAAAUCACACUUUGAUCUACCGGGGAUAGGUUUUGCACAUUUACGUAAUUUAGCAAUAAUCAUUUAUUUUUUUUCAAUUAAAGACUGCAGGAACAAUAAUUAAUAAAAAAAAGUGUGAAUUAAUAAAUUUGUGUAUCAUAGAUUAAUUAAUUUUUUUUAAUUUUAUCUGUUGGGUGAGCUGUUUCGGCUAUCCUUGGUCAGAUCAUUUUUUGUACAAACUGAAUAAAACAAUACGGAUAAAAUGAGGAAAUUUGUUUUUUAUCCUUGCGAUGUACUUCGCUUGACUGUGUACAAUAAAUGAAUGUU